UUUUAAUAUUUUUAUAUGGUCUACGUUAACGAACUUUACCUAGUUCAAAAAAUAAUAUAGAAAGUGCUAAUUUAUUAGCAACAAAUAACUGUUGAAGGGUGUAGUUGACAUGGAUGCCUCUACCAAUAUUCAUGUAGUAGAAGACUCAUUCAAUUCCUCGGAAAUACUUUUCCAACAAUACCUGAUGAAAAAAAAUGUAGACACUUAUCUAAUUUGUUCAGACGAUACUGUAGCUGCCCACAGCAGUAUAUUAAUGAAAAACCAUGUUCUUAGAGAACAAAUAGAAAGUAAGGAACGGAAUGGAAACCGAAAUGGAAUGUUGGAGAUAAAUGUAAAACGAUUUUCAACCGAAGUUAUAAUGGUGAUUUUGGAAUUGUUAUAUCGCGGGGAUGCGAGAUGUUUCCGAGAAAUUCAAAGGGAGGUAGAAAAAGCGAAACGAUUUUUCUUUCCACCGAAUAAUCCAAGGGAAUUGAAGAUUAAACAAGAAAAACCGGAUAGUACUUCGGUACUCCCAAACGUCCAUUUUGCGCCAGAACGUUCGGAACGCAAUGUACCCGUUGAUAUCAAAGAAGAACCUACUUCAUCAAACAGUCUACCAUUAAACAAGAAAAUAAGAAUUGAUUCAGUUCCUCGAAGUUCCCCAGAAUCGAGUAUACAACCUGUUUGUGAACCAGUCGAAGACGAUUCCUCGGAUGAUUCUUUUGUUUUCGAUUUAAAUGAUCUAGAGCCUCCUCAGACUACAGUUGGUAAAUCGAAAGAAACAGAGAAAACACCUACAGAAAAUAUGGAGAUAGCGAUAGAUGACCAGCCUCAUUCAAACGGGGUGAUGGAGGAAUCUGAGGAAUUCGAUGACACAGUAUUGGAAUUAGGCGAUGAUCCUGUUAAUGAGAAAAUUGUGAAUUGUUUGCUGUAUUGCGAAAAGGAUUGGCAAUCGGUUUGCGUGAUAUGCAUGAAAAGCUACAAAAACAUUAAAAAACACCUACAGGAUAAAAAAUACGCUCACAAAAUACCGAAACCUAUAAAACUUCCAAGAAAAUGAUAAACUGUAAUAUUGUAUU
This is a messenger RNA of Phyllotreta striolata, 1058 nucleotides long. Lineage: Eukaryota; Metazoa; Arthropoda; Insecta; Coleoptera; Chrysomelidae. The record is from the annotation of a GenBank genome assembly.